Molecule: messenger RNA, 2457 nt
Organism: Dracunculus medinensis (Guinea worm)
Lineage: Eukaryota; Metazoa; Nematoda; Chromadorea; Rhabditida; Dracunculidae
Source: the annotation of a GenBank genome assembly
AUGAAUUACGGAAAUUUAUUGAUAUGCGGAUAUAACGUACGAUUACCACCGAAAAUUGAGCCUUAUCAAACACAGCGAACUAUGAUCGCCAAAAUAUUAUUCACACUAAAAAAUAAAUUGAAUGUAUUAGUUGAAAGUCCAACAGGAAGCGGCAAAACAUUAAGUCUUUUAUCGUCGACAUGUGCUUGGUUAGAGAAAUACAAAGAAGAAAGGGACGAAUCUAAAAUUAAUUGUAAUGUAUGCAAUCCAAGAUCCAAAAAAAGUGUUGAUAACUACAAUAAAAAAAGAGAUAAUUUUUCGAUGAAUGAAUCAGAUUUUCAUGAAAAAUCGCUGAAUUUAACCGUUGAAGAUGAAUUCGACGCUGAUUUUUCAUUACCGAAAUUAGCCGGUAUGAAUAGAAAGAAUUCUUUCGAUUCCACUUUCGAUGAUUCAAGGCGGUAUUUUGUUAAGGACGACAAUAUCUACAGUUAUGCUGAGAAUGGUGUUCACACUUGUUUGCCAAAAGUGGUGAUUUAUUACGGUACCCGAACUCAUAGACAAAUUGGGCAAGUUGUAAAAGAAUUUUCGCGUUUGCCUUACGGUUAUUAUUCAAAUUUGAAGCAUACGAUAUUAGCAAGUCGAGAACAUACUUGUAUCAAUCGAAAUGUUCGAGGAAGUAAUGAUAUAAAUACAAAAUGUAAAGAAUUAAUUGUAUCAGACGGUGUUGGUUGUCCUUAUAAAAAUAUUAUAAAACCAAAAUAUGAAAGUGCUAGUCGAAUGCGGUCGUUUCUUUUCGACAAUUCGGAUGGUAAUGUAUGGGAUAUUGAAGAUCUUGUUGAUAUAUUUAAAACAUCAACACAACAAAUGUGUCCAUAUUUUGCUGCGACAAGAAUAUUAACUCAGGAUGCUGACAUUAUUUUUUGCCCAUUUUCUUAUAUGCUAGAUCCAAUUAUUCGUGAUAAUUCCGAUGUAAAAUUAAAAAAUGCUAUAGUGAUUUUGGAUGAGGCGCAUAAUGUUGAAGAUGUUUGUCGGGAAGCUACUAGUUUUUCAUUCACUGAAAAAGAAUUAAUUGAAGCAUGCGUUGACGCGAGCAAAAAAUUGAUUGAUCUUGAGAAAUUAUUGGAUAUUAUCAAAAAAAAGAUAGCUAUAAAAAAAAAGAUUGCUGAAAUUGGUGAAACUGAUGUUGAUGUUUGUUUCGAAGAAUCAGUUACAAGUAUAAGUAACAGUUAUUUAACGGUUAAUAGAUUCUUAAAAAAUAUAUUAAAUUGGUUUGUGGGAAAAUGUUCAGAAAUAUCGCGAAAAAUGGCAUCAAAAGAUGAAAAGUCAAGCAAUACUUAUUCUUGGGAAGAAUUAUACACGUCGUUGGAAGAAGCUAAUUUAUUGAUUUUUAAUGAUAUCUCUAAAAAUAAUCCAUUAACAAUUCUUUUGGAUGCUUUAAAUACUAUAUCGGGAUCAUCUAGCGAUGAAAAGCAAUUCGAUUUAAGGCAUUACCAGCUAUUAUCAUCAACUCAAAUAUUUAUUGAAAAAUUGUGCUAUUUUUUCAAAUUAUACUUUCGUGAAAGCAGUAGAACCUCUUAUAAGAUGCAUAUUUGCAUUGACAAACCUUAUUUAAACAAAUUUUCGAAGCAAAAUGAUAGUUAUUUUUCCGCCAAAGACGAUGUUUUGGACAUAAAUGUAAUUAAAAAUAAUAAUAUGCUUUCUGGUUCAAGUUAUUUAAAAAGUUACGAGGAGAUUAAAUCCGGUUAUCGAGUAACACUUAAUUUAUGGUGCAUGACGCCAUCCAUCGCAUUUUCUGAAUCAUUUAAAAGUUGUCACAGCAUAAUACUUGCUUCUGGAACUUUAUGCCCAAUAGAUACGUUCCAGACAGAACUGGGUAUCAAUUUUAGCCAAAAAUUGGAAGGAAAUCAAAUUGUUCCAGAUGAACGAAUAUUUGCCACUACAAUACCAUCGGGACCUACAGGAUAUCGUCUUUGUGCAACUUACAAAAGUUUGAGUACUGAUGAUAAUUUCAUUCACGAAUUAUCACUCGUUGUAAAAUCUGUGUGUGAAGUGGUGCCCAAAGGAAUUUUAUGCUUUUUAACAAGUUAUCAAGUCCUCAGUAAACUGUAUAAUUUCAUGGAUUUGUCGGGCAUUUUAGCGCAAAUCGAGUCUAUUAAACAUAUAAUUUGUGAACCUCGUCGAUCAUCUAAAAUGAAUGAUAUAAUGUUAGAAUAUGAAGGUGCCAUAAUGAAUCCAGAAAAGUAUGGUGCGAACUGCAGUGGUGCGUUGAUGCUUGCUGUUUUUAGAGGAAAGACCAAUUUCCAGGUAUCUGAAGGGAUAGACUUUGCAGAUGAUCGUGCUCGUUGUGUGAUCGCUGUUGGAAUACCGUUUCCAAAUAUUGUUGAUGAACUGGUGAAUUUCAAUUUUUUUUCAAAUUUAUCUAAAUUUAACGUAUCAACGAAUAUUUCAUUCAUUUUCAGUAACAAAUUCAAUAAAUAA